Molecule: messenger RNA, 1233 nt
Organism: Spinacia oleracea (spinach)
Lineage: Eukaryota; Viridiplantae; Streptophyta; Magnoliopsida; Caryophyllales; Amaranthaceae
Exons: 2
Coding region: 1-1233 (410 amino acids)
Molecular function (GO): catalytic activity
Source: RefSeq, a predicted model, not a curated record
AUGAAUAUCAGUACCUGGAAUGUGAGGGGAUUGAAUGAUCCCAUUAAAGUAGUUGAAAUAAAGAAGUUUUUAGCUAGUAAUAACAUUAGUGUUGUAGCUUUGUUAGAAACUAAAGUUCAGGAGAAGAAUAGUUGUAAAAUCCAGAAGAAAAUAGGGGUUGGGUGGCAGUGGAUUAUGAAUUAUGAGCACUCUCCUAGGGGAAGGAUAUGGAUUGGUUGGAAGCAUGCAUUGGUGUCAGUUCAGCUUAUCCAAAAAACUGAAUUUUGUGUUCACUGUCAUGUUGCUACUAAGAAUGGCUUGUUUGAUGCUUUAUUUUCAGCUGUGUAUGGUUUGCACUCUGUUGAUACUAGAAGACCAAUGUGGAGAGAGAUCACUACUUUCAGUAGUACUGUUAAUUGUCCUUGGCUUGUCAUGGGGGAUUUCAAUGCAGUUUUAUUAGCUGUUGAUAGAGUAAAUGGCAAUGCAGUUACAGAAGGGGAAACUAAGGAUUUUGAUAGCUGUAUGGAUGCUGCAGGGUUGGCUGAGCUUAAGAGUUGUGGGAGUUACUAUUCUUGGAGCAAUAAGGGGCAAGGUAACUUGAGAAUCUGUUCCAGAAUAGAUAGGGCCAUUGCUAAUGCUUUGUGGCAUUCUAAGUUUGUUGAUGCUGUGGUGGAUUAUUUGCCUCCAGGAAUAUCUGAUCACUCACCUCUGAUUAUGUCUUGCAAUAUUCAUAUGGGAGGGGGGAGUAGACCCUUUAAAUUUUUUAACUAUAUGGCUGAUCAUGUUCUGUUCCUUGAUGUAGUUAAAAAGGGAUGGGAUGUGUCCUGUCCAAGGGGUGGAGCCAUGUUCAAGGUGUGGACUAAGCUGAAAGCAGUAAAGCAAGGAUUGAAGGAGUUACAUCAUAAAGAUUUUGCUAAGCUUGAUGAGAGAAUUGAGGGGUUAAGGGCUGAUUUGGGUCAAAUUCAGAUCCAGUUAGCUUCUUGCCCUACUGAUAGUAAUGAGAGUGCAUAUAGACAGAAAGCAAGAAUUCAGUGGUUGCAAGUAGGAGAUUCUAACUCUAAAUUCUUUUUCAGUGCAAUGAAGGAGAGGAUAGCUAGGAAUAGCAUUGAUAUUUUGUAUGAUGAUUCUGGGAAGAAGCUUAGCACUACUCAGGAAAUUCAGGAAGAAGUUAGCUCUUUCUAUAAGAAGUUGAUUGGUACUACAGCUAGCUCAUUGAUGGGUGUGGAUGUUGGAGUGGUUAGGAAAGGGUGUUAG